AUCUGUUCAUAUCUAUUUAAGAUCUAAAACUGGAGUGCAUUGUUUAAAACGAAUCAAAAUAAGUAUAUGAAUAUUUAUGCUAAUUGCAAUUUGCACACUGAAAGCUACAACCAAGAAUUAUACCAAAAAAAUACGUAUAUAUGUACGUAAUACUGUAACUUAUUGACUCUUUUAUGUAUAAUACGAGCGAGAUGAUUGGGUUUUAAAUAUAUUUGUCCUAUUCCAUUCCAACGAAUUCUAAUGUUUCAUUAAACCAUUUCCUCGAUCAAUCCAGCCAGAGCAAACUAGUUAUUCGUCUUAUUUAUUGUUUCUGCAUAGAUUAAUAAAAUGAUAUCAAUUCCUAAUUUAAAGUAACCUCUCUCUCAAAUAGAGAUCAUUUUAUGAUAUCGUGUAAAGUGCCCAACAACGCAUCAAAAUCAAAAUGUACACCGAGUCAUGCGUGCAUCCAACGCCUUGCAAAAAGAGUUCCUGUUCCACUACUAGCAAUAGAAAAUCAGAUUUUGAUGUCAAAAUGGGAUCCUCUCGUUUCCAAAAUUUGUUCCUCAUUUCGCUAAAUUCUCGCGUAAAUGGAUCCGGAAUUAUGCGAAAUGUUAUGGCCGUUCAAAGGGAGAGGAGACGCCAAUGGGUUGCUUUUCCAGCAACGAUUCACCCCUACAGUAAUUUCCGCUGGUAUUGGGAUAUUUUUAUCACCAUCAUCCUUCUCUUAGCGUUAGUGGCAAACCCAAUUCAAAUUGCAUUUUAUUCCACAAAUGAGGAAGACAACCUCGGCGUUGUAAUAGCAAGCUUGAUUGCUGCAAUAAUAUUUUUUCUUGAUAUUUCCUUCAAUUUUCGCACCGGAUUUGAAGACCAGCACAGCGAUCUUGUUAUAUUAGAUCGGAGUGAAAUUGCGAGGACUUAUCUUCGCUCCUGGUUCUUGAUUGAUGUAUUCUCAAGCAUUCCAUUCGAUGCGAUUUAUUACAUCAUCAGUAAUGCCACCGUGUUGGGGACGCAUCACCAUUUUUACUACAAAGUUAUCCGGCUUCUCGGCUUGCUCAAAGUUUUUCGCUUAUUUCGAGUUAUUCAAUGCUUGCAAAGGAUUGAGAAAGCGUUUCAAAUUCCGGAACUGCGAAUUCGCCUCAUCAAUUUACUCGUCAUGAUUUUCACCAUUCUUCACUGGUUGGCUUGUUGGCAUUGGUUAGUUGCGGACUUGUGCAAUCCACCCGGUUACAGGAAGGAAUUUUCCUGGAUUACGAGAACAAAAUUGUGGGAUAAGCCGAACUGGAUUAGAUAUAUAAACGCUGCUUUGAGGGCGUUGUCAAAUAUGGGAUGUUUGGGGUACGGAGGUUUCGCAGGAGAAGCCCCUGCUGAACCGGAAGAUAUAAUUGCAACCUUGAUAAGCAUUAUGAUUGGAGCGACGUGCUUUGCCCUGUAUAUUGGCACGAUGGGAAGCAUUGUUCAAAGUGUUAACGCCUCGGAAAAGAAGUUUGGAGAAGUUAUGUUGGAAGUCAAUGAGUACAUGAAAUUCCGAAAUAUUCCUAAAAAUGUACAACAUCGAGUUAAAACGUAUUACGAACAGAGAUACAGACGAAACUAUUUUGAUGAAGGGAUGAUUCUAGGAAGUGUGUCGGAUGUUUUACGAAACGAAAUGCAAAUGCACAAUUGUCAUCAUUUAGUGGAGAAAGUCUCGUUGUUUAAGUCUUUGCCAAUGUCAUUCCUUACAAGGAUUGUGGCUAAUCUAAAAUUUGAGGUUUACCUACCAAAUGAUGUAAUAAUCGAGGCUGGGAAUGAAGGUCAAGCCAUGUAUUUUAUUCAAGAAGGCGAAGUCAACAUUUUAUCGAAUGACCAACAUGUAUCCACGCUAAGCAGCGGUGAUUACUUUGGGGAAGUAGCUCUUGUUUCGGACAAUUGUAAAACUACGGCUACCGUCGUUGCGAAAGAUUACUGUGAUAUGUAUCGCCUGGAAAGGAGUGAUUUCUUUGCAGUAUUUGAAGGACAUUCUGAAGUUCUUGCGCAAAUAAAAAAGGUUGCGCAAAGAAGGAAUGAAGAUACACAAAGAAAAACCAGCACAGUUACCAAAUCUUGUCUUGAGUUGGUUAUUGAGUAAUUGAACGAAAUGGUGAAAACUAAUAUUUAAGAUUAAAGAAUCUAUAUAAUCCAUGUAUUUAAAAGAUUAUAAAGAUCCAAAUUUGAAGUAAAUGCUACAGGGAAUGCAAGAAGUAAGUAAAUUGUUAAUAGUCGUUAAAUCUACAUACAGCGUCUGACAGUCUUAUCAAUGUGCCCCUCAACUACCUGAUCAAUUGCAGACAACUUUCUUACAAUAAUAUCUAUUUUUAAUAUAUGUAAAUAGCAAUUGUAUGAUGUUAUCAUUCAUGAAUUAACACAGCCUGACUAACUAAUUUCGCUACCCAUUAGCAUUUGAAAUGUCUUAAAGCAGUCAUUGUUGGUUUUUAAAAUGUUUAAGGAAAAUAAACCCCAAAAAAAUUUGGAAAAUGA
Folsomia candida is the source of this 2472-nucleotide messenger RNA. Its product is annotated as potassium/sodium hyperpolarization-activated cyclic nucleotide-gated channel 1. The transcript is spliced from 9 exons. Gene Ontology annotation, cellular component: membrane. The record is from RefSeq and is a predicted model, not a curated record. Gene Ontology annotation, biological process: potassium ion transport; transmembrane transport. Bases 422 to 2083 code for a protein of 553 amino acids. NCBI's taxonomy places the organism in Eukaryota, Metazoa, Arthropoda, Collembola, Entomobryomorpha, Isotomidae. Gene Ontology annotation, molecular function: voltage-gated potassium channel activity.